Molecule: messenger RNA, 897 nt
Organism: Paramecium pentaurelia
Lineage: Eukaryota; Ciliophora; Oligohymenophorea; Peniculida; Parameciidae
Source: the annotation of a GenBank genome assembly
UAUGAUUCCUAAAGUUGUUGGUUAUGCAUCAUUUUAAUCAUAUGGAGAUUUACCAUACCCAUCUCUUAAAGCAGGUAAACGUACUUUAGAUUCUAAUCAAAUUUGGGAACAAAGUAAAUAUGUUUAAUACAUUAACUUAGCUGUUAGAAAUGAAGAUAAAGAGAGCUUUUACAAGAAUUCCAACUAUCAUUAUUCAAAUAAAUAAGUUUCUCUUGAUUCAACAGUAUAACCUCCUCAUUAUAAAAAUGUAUAUAAGGCCAAUAAAGUAAGAAAAUGAUAUUCUAAAUUAUUUAUAGGCACGUUUGGAGAGUGCAACUUCUAGUGAUUUUUUCUAAAAAACAGGAAAUUCAGCUAUGACACCAGAGAAUCCUCUACUCAAGACUGGUUGUGAACAUUGGAAAUCUACAUAUUAAGCAUCAAUUGUUGAUCCAUAUGCAAAAAAUAGAGCAAUGCCACCUGAAUGGAGUUUAAAUAGACCACCUUAUGUAGUGGAAACGUAUUAUAAAUAGAAAAUAAUAAUAGGAAAGUUGGACCUUCUGAAUAUAAGAAAUAGUAUGGAUAAAUAGGAGAGAAUCCUAGAGAAAGAUUAAAUUAAUUAGAUGAAACUCAUCCAAGAGCAUUUGAUGAAUUAAGACUGGGAACAUCAUAAGAAGCAUAGCAUAUACCUGGAUAUACAGGAUUUAUACCAUCAAUUAUAACUAAUUCAAAAGCUAUGGAACAUGGAAAUGGAACUGAACCAAGAACAGAUUUUAUGAAAACUAAUUUAAAAGAGAAUUAGUAUAAUCAUUAUUAAUAAUAAUAAUAGUCAUACAAAAAUACCUGGAUAUGCAGGACAUGUUCCAAGAUCUGUAGUCAAUUAAAGAGACUAACCAAGAUAAUCCUGCUUUAGCAAUUGAU